AUGCAGAUGGGCUGGCUGAAAGUGCACCUGCAGGCAUCGCAGCUCCUCACCAUGCUCAAUGAAACAGAGGGAGAAGAGCGAGAAGUAAGCCAGAGAGAGGGGGAGAGAGAGAGUGGAGGAUCAAAAGAGGGAAAAGUGAGAGACGCUGUCACUGACGCUACUUUUGGCGUCCUGCUCGGUGUGUUUGUGGUCUGCGGCCUGGCUCUGCUCGGCCUCCUCUCCUUCGUCUCCUGGAAGCUGUGCUGGGUGCCUUGGCGGACGAAGGCCCACUUCCCCAGCCCGCCCCUCAGCCCGGCCUGCGGCCCGCAGAUCUGCCCUCUCCAGCCGCCCCCCCUGCUGCCCAGUCCCCAGCAGUCUCCCGUCACCAUGGCGACAGAGAAGGUGAAGGACCCCAUGGGCUCGGUGGGCUUCCUGGAGGCCGCGGUGAAGAUAAGCCACACUUCCCCCGACAUCCCCACCGACGUGCAGCUCUCCAUGAGGGAGCACUUCCUGCGCCGCACGCAGCGCAUGCAGAGGCAGACCACCGAGCCGGCCUCCUCCACCCGGCACAAUUCAUUUAAGAGACACCUGCCCCGGCAGAUGCAGGUGGGCAGUCUGGACCUCGGAAACGAUUACGUGGUGGACAAAGACGAAAAGCCCACCAGCAUCGGCCGCAUCCAGCCGGAGCUCUACCAGCAGAAGGCCCUGGAUUCAGAGGACUCGUCCAAGAACGGCAGCAACAAAAACUGUGGCAGGAUCAACUUCUCCCUCAAGUACGACUACGAGAACGAGGCCCUCCUCGUCAACAUCCUCAAAGCGGUGGACCUACCUGCCAAGGACUUAUGCGGCACCUCUGACCCGUACGUGAAGAUUUACCUGCUGCCCGACCGCAAGAAGUUCCAGACCCGCGUCCACCGGAAAACGCUCAACCCCAUCUUCAGCGAGAGCUUCCAGUUCCCUGUGCCUUACGAUGAGCUGGCCGCCAGGAAGCUCCACAUGAGCGUCUUUGACUUUGACCGAUUCUCACGGCACGACAUGAUCGGGGAGGUGGUGCUGGAGAACCUGUUCGAGACGUCGGACCUUUCCAGGGAGACCAACAUAUGGAGGGACAUCCAGUACGCCACCAGUGAGAGCGUCGACCUUGGGGAGAUCAUGUUCUCGCUGUGCUACCUGCCCACCGCAGGCAGACUCACACUCACUGUCAUCAAGUGCAGGAACCUCAAGGCCAUGGACAUCACGGGAUACUCGGAUCCCUACGUCAAAGUGUCGCUCAUCUGCGACGGGAGGCGUUUGAAAAAGAAGAAGACGAGCAUCAAAAAGAAUACCCUGAAUCCCACCUACAACGAGGCCAUCAUCUUCGACAUCCCGCCGGACAGCAUGGACCACGUCAGCCUGCACAUCUCCGUCAUGGACUAUGACUUGGUAGGUCAUAACGAGAUCAUUGGCGUGAUGAGGCUUGGAUGCAGCGCGGAGGGGCUUGGCAGGGACCACUGGAACGAAAUGCUGGCUUAUCCGCGGAAGCCAAUCGCACACUGGCACCCCCUGAUGGAGUCCAAGAAGUCUGAGAAGGAAUGGAAGGCGAGGACAGCCAGCUUUGACAGCCAGGGCUCCUGCCCCUCACCCCGGCCCCCCGCUAGCCCCUGAGCUGAGCCACCUGUGACCCGGCAGCCCAGAAGGGGGUUUCCUCCCUCCUGCUGAUCCACUUCCUGUCUGUCUGAUUGAGGAGAAACACAACCCCGCCGUGUCUCCCCGUCCCCCUGUCUUCGUCCCGUCCCCCCCCCCCACCGCCGUCCCUCUCUCGUCCCGGAGCACUCCCGAGAACUGGUCCCGGACCGUUGUCAGUCAGUUUAGUUGUGUGAAGCGCAGUCUUUUCGGGUUCAAAAAAAAAAUUUCAGAU
This is a messenger RNA of Salarias fasciatus (jewelled blenny), 1876 nucleotides long. It is a transcript of the gene syt6a, whose product is annotated as synaptotagmin VIa. Gene Ontology annotation, cellular component: exocytic vesicle; plasma membrane. The record is from RefSeq and is a predicted model, not a curated record. Bases 1 to 1623 code for a protein of 540 amino acids. Lineage: Eukaryota; Metazoa; Chordata; Actinopteri; Blenniiformes; Blenniidae. The transcript is spliced from 8 exons. Gene Ontology annotation, molecular function: SNARE binding; calcium-dependent phospholipid binding; clathrin binding. Gene Ontology annotation, biological process: calcium-ion regulated exocytosis.